CAGAGUGUGAAGGUCAUGGAGGAAUUGGACAAGCAGGCCCUGGGAAAAGAAAAAAGAAUGAAAACAUCAACCCGCCGCCUGACACACAACGAUGAUAAAAUUCUGGGUCAGAACACUAUGCGCAAAAAGGAAGUGGUGGUGGAGAAUCAGAAGUUCCACACCAAUAAAAUGAGGACAUACGCUAGUGCUUGGACACCUGUUGUCAAUAAACCAGCCAAUGAACAGAUAUUUAAUGAAAGAAGGGAUCUGAUUUCUCACUGGUUUGAUCUUUGGACUGACUCUCAGAGGAAGAGAUUUUUUGCUGCCAUCUUUCAACAAUGUCAACGCCCCCAAUAUAAGUUUGUACAGAACUGGUUCCAGGACAAUGUCCCUUUACAGCAUCUGGAUUUCACCACUGUCCUCCCAAAGUUCCUCUCCCUUUAUAUAUUCUCCUUCCUGGACCCUCAGUCUCUAUGUAGGUGUGCUCAGGUGUCCUGGCAUUGGAAGUUUCUGUCUGAACAGGAUGUUGUAUGGAUGCCCAAAUGUUUGAAUUAUGGCUGGUUUCUCCCUUACAAGGCACCAGACAAUGAGUAUGGGGCCUGGAAGAAGUAUUAUCUGGGAUGUGUUCAGACACCGGAUUACAGACCAGCACUGGACAUCCAGGAAUCCAAACCAGUUCAGACCCAGUCUCCUGGCAAGAAGAAGAAACAUCCCAAGUCUGCCAGGGGGUCCGGAAGAAUGUCCCCCACAAGUAGCAGCACAGCAAUGAAGAUCCGUCCCCCAUGGGUAUCUGCCUCAUUGAAGCCACAUGACCUUGACAAGUCUUUCUAUGCCUUUCUCCAUGGUGCUAAUCCAAAUGACCCUAAAUUACCCAAGUCUGCCCUUGUCUACCACAACAAGUGGGGAAUCGUCAGGAAAAAUCAUGAGCUGGCACUGAGCAAGUCUCAUGAUUUUGAUCUUGGACUGGGAUCUGCUCACAGAAAGGAAGGACACAGGCUCAUGACAUCCAGAUAUGACUGCGAUCUGAACAAGUCAGCACAGAGAAAGUCUCUGUCGGAGGUUAUGGACUUAAUUAAUCUUGAGGAGAGACGUAAGAAAAACCUGGUGGAUUCCCCCUGGAACCCCCCAGUACAGGGGAACAGGACCAAGAUGCAGUGGUUUGGGAGUGACACUCUUAUGUCUGGUUACGAGGCAUACCCUACCUCAACAGAGUUCAGGACCCUCAGUAGAACUCUCCCUCUAACAGGAAUAGAGGAGGCGGACCACCCACGCGUUGUCUUCAUCUCCUCCCGAGUUCCCGCUGCUGAUCUGUUGGUGGAUGCUGUCCUGUUUGGGGUGAUUCCUGUUGUGUAUGAGUAUGAAGGAACAACAUCAGAAGGACUGAUGAUGAAACUGGAAAAAGUCCUGGCAGGACGCAGAGCAAAGAGUAUAGGACUGUUUUGUCACUCAGAAGAACCAGGAGAGCUACGAUUGGCUCAUGGCUGCACUGUUACUAUGGAGACAUUGUAUCGAGCAGACAUCAUGGAUUUCUUCACCAAGGUGUGCAGACGUAACAUUCUGCCCACUGAUCAGGGAGGACAGUUUGAUAUAUUUGUUCCUUUGGCAGCAAGUGAACCAGGACUGGAGAUUUUAGUUCAGUUAAGCAUUAGGACAGAACUUCAGUUUUCCUCACCAACUGGUAUUAUAGGAAACUUCAAUCAUGUAAACUCUGACUGGAUGAUUCCUUACAAAGAGGGACGACCUGCUAAAACCGUUCAGCCUCCCCAGGUAUACUUCUGUCAGAGCAAACUGGACGUGUGGUCACAUGUCGCUGACCAGGCUAUUGAGGCAUUAUCUUCCUGUAAACAACAUCUAGGUCAUUUCCUGGAAAACACCCACAGAGACAUCGUUUCCCAGCUGACUGGUCAGUUGGUGUUUGAUGUUUUGGGCCAGUCUGAGAUCCAGGGAGUGAAUAAUGUCACCAGCACGCUGUCAGAGGCCUUAGUACAGCUAGGCAAGCAGGAAAAUGAUGUGAACUCCCUUGAGUUUCUAGGACAGUACCUACUAGAGAAAGCCGGAGUUGAUGAUCUCACCUUCACCAGCUCACUAGAAAAGUCCCUCAUACCAGCUGAGCGUUACGAGGAUGAGGAUGAAGAGGUCACUAGGAUCAAUGGUCAAGGUCAAACUGAAGGUCAGGAGGAAGAGGUCAAGGCCGACUGGGGAGACAUUGAACCAGAGGAUCGAGAAAUAGAAAAUUACUACACACAACACCAUGAUCAUGAUAUUACUGACCCUCCCCCACUAGAUGACUCUUCACAUCAGAUGGACGAGGAAAACGAUGAUAUUGCCAAAGACAGAAGUCUGAGUGAGACUGUCAGACCCCCAGCAGACAUGCCAGAGAAAGCACAAAUGGAACAAAGUGAAAAAGAAGAAAACAGACGUCAAAGACAACAAAAAAAUCAGCGACUUGUUCAACAGGCAGACAAUUUACGAGUCACUUUCGGCUCAAUGAGGCUCACCGGCAAAUAUGAACGACUGAGUGCUAAGCAAUUCCAUGACCAUCCAGAGAAGAGAACGCCCAUCGCCAUGGAGAUACUGAGUAGCGAGGUGGAGUACAACAGAACUCUUCAGGCAGUGAAGGAUGUUUAUGUCAAACCUCUCAGAGCCGCCUUAAACUCAAACAGGGCAAUAGCAAGUUUUCAAAAUGUGCAGAUUAUUUUUACUGACUUGCUGCAGUUGUUGGAUGCAAGCAGGGAGAUGCUUGGAGACCUGAAAGAUCGCGUAGCUGAAUGGGAUGCUACCCACUCCUGUUUGGGAGAUAUUUUUGUGCGGUUUUGUACCCAUCUUAAGUUGUACACUAACUUUGUCAAUAACUAUGAUGUCAUCUUACAAUGUAUAGAACGGACCAAAGAGCAAACCCCUGCUUUCAGAGCUUUCCUAAAGCGCCAUGAGAGAAUUCCUGCCACUAGGAUGAUGACGUUACCUGAGUUGCUGCUGUUGCCAGGACGACGGAUCAAUGAGUAUGUGACUCUCUUGAGUUGGUUUGAGCUCCAUACUCCUUCCACUCAUCAGGACCGAGCUGACCUUGCGGAUGCCAUAGCAACACUUAAGGUUGUCAACAGGCAUGUGCAAGAGAGCAAGACCAGGAUGGACAGAGACAGAAAAAUGAUAAAGCUACAGAAGACUAUACUUAACUGCCCUAGUUUACUGGAAUCCAACAGAUACCUCAUCAAACAUCAAGAUGCUGCCAAUAUGAGACCACCAUCAAAUGAUAGCACUGUCCCAGAACUCAGGGUGUACCAGCACAUAGAAAUGUUGGGACUCUUUCUGUUUAAUGAUGCUCUGGUGGUGACCAGGAGAACGGACAAGAACUUCCCAUUCACAAGAGCCAGGGAACACACUUAUAUGUUUGAAAGCAGUCUAGCUUUGUCCAGGCUGAGGGUCCGAGACAUCCCUGAGUCCAAAUAUAUACGAUAUGGAUUUAAACUAGAAACCCCAAAGAGAGCUCUUCACUGUGCUGUGGAAACAGAGGAAGAAAAGUUCAACUGGAUUAGCCUUCUGGAGCAGGCCAUUAGAUCCGCCAUCGAUAUUCAAUGAUCUGGAUCAGAUCAUUUGAUCUGCAGUUGACAUUCAUUGUGGUGUUUACAGGGCCAGCAUUCAAUCACUGCCCAUUAAUUAAAAAAAUAUAUUAUAAUCUAUGCACCUUAGCUUUGAAAUCAAAAUGGUCAUCUUUAAGUAAAUUUCAUUAAAUGUUGAUUUGGAGUAAUUAUGCUUAAUUUUUGUUGUCUUUAUUUACAUGUAU
This is a messenger RNA of Saccostrea echinata, 3760 nucleotides long. RefSeq names its product epithelial cell-transforming sequence 2 oncogene-like. Gene Ontology annotation, molecular function: guanyl-nucleotide exchange factor activity; protein binding. The transcript has 26 exons. NCBI's taxonomy places the organism in Eukaryota, Metazoa, Mollusca, Bivalvia, Ostreida, Ostreidae. The coding region runs from base 16 to 3555 and encodes 1179 amino acids. The record is from RefSeq and is a predicted model, not a curated record.